Messenger RNA from Dracunculus medinensis (Guinea worm), 1746 nucleotides. Lineage: Eukaryota; Metazoa; Nematoda; Chromadorea; Rhabditida; Dracunculidae. The record is from the annotation of a GenBank genome assembly.
AUGGCUGAAUCUUUUAAACCGACUCCGAGCUUGCGGAGUGAAAAAGUUGAAAAGAUUACGAGGGAUGUUUUAUACUGGCGUCGAAUGAAGCAGUUGGCAAUUUUUCAAGAACCGGGAAAUAUUACCAGUACGAGUUUUCCACCGUCGAAAGACUCAGGUCUGGUAGCAGUUACAUCAUCGGUUAAAUUGUCACUAUAUGAUCCAUGUACUUCGGAAUUGAUAACCUCAUAUAGUCGUUCUAAACAAUCUGUGUACGGUGCUCGUUUUCGAAAUGAUGGAAGACUUAUUGCUAUCGGUGGUGAAGAAGGUAAAGUAAAAAUUUUUGAUGUAAAAAAUUACGGAUCGAGUGCGACUGGGUCAAAAGCUCCUUUACGAAAUUAUCCUGCUCAUUCUUCUGCCGUCCAUACUGUUUUGUUUUCCGCAUCUGGAAAAAGACUAAUAACAAUGGGUGACGAUCAUAAAAUUUGCGUAUUUGAUAUUACAGAGACGAAAGGAGAUCCGUGCAUCGUUUUUGAAAAUGCACAUAAUGACCAUAUGAGAUGUGGUGAUGCAUCUGCUAUCAAUGAGAACUUAUUUGCCAGUGGCUCUUACGAUCAUUCGGCAAAGAUUUGGGACGCAAGAAAUGAAGAAAAGCAAGAACUAUUGAAGAUUAAUCAUGGUUCACCUAUUGAACAAGUUCUUUUUCUUCCCGGUGAUACUUUUCUCAUCACUGCUGGAGACCAUUUGAUUAAAAUAUGGAAUAUUGCUCGCGGAGGACGUCUCUCUCACGUCAUGUGCAAUCAUCAUAAAACGGUAACAUCGUUAUGCCUGGCUUCGAAUGGAACUCGUUUACUUUCUGCUGGUCUCGAUAAGCGAAUCAAUAUAUUUUCUCUUAACACUGGUGAUUAUAAAUUGUUAUAUUCAUUAACUAUGCCAGCAGCAAUCCUUACUUUGGCUAUUUCAAAAAAUGAUAUGUAUAUGGCCAUUGGCAUGGGUAAUUUGCUAAGUAUAUUUCGUAGAGAACCGUCUACUCCUAUGGAAAUUUCACUAAGCGAGGCAAAAAUUCAAAAUGCUGGACUUGAAUAUCGUAGAAAAAUAAGAGUGGCUGCACCAAAGCCACGCGCGCAGGAGCGAGGUGGUAGCAGAAAGACUAUUGAAAUAACUGCACCAGCAGUUGAUAAAAAUCGAAUCGGAAGAAUUGAUCAUCUACUUCGGCAGUAUUGCCACUGGAAGGCAAUUGAUGUAUUAUUUAAAGGGAAAUAUUAUGUUUCCGCAAAACCUGAUCUUAUUGUUGCUACUUUCACGGAAAUUCAUAAACGUCGUGCAUUAGCGGUCGCCUUAGCAGGUCGUAAGUACGAUACAAUUCGCCCUAUCACUAUGUUUCUUCUUCGCAAUCUUUUCUUGCCGAAUUAUUUCCCAAUGUUAUCAGUCGUUGCAGAGACCUUAUUUGACGUUUAUGGCGAUAAAGUACUUGACCAUCAAACUUUGAAAUUGUUCCAGAAACUAACUGAGGCUGUAAAUAGGGAGCACAUUGUACAAAAGAAUCUUCUUCAGCUUCAAGGUGCUUUAGAAAUUUUGUUUACAAUGUCGAGAUCAUACAAAAAUUAUUAUUCGGAUAAUGAUAAUGAAAUUUUCGGAGACGUAUCAAUAACACCUCUUCCAUUUUCAAUGAAUGAAAAGGACCAUUUAGAAAAUGAUUUAGAAAAUUUUAAAGAGGAUUUGCCUAUGAAUGGUAUAAAUAAUGGUCAUCGUGAACGAUGUAAAUAA